Molecule: messenger RNA, 1511 nt
Organism: Medioppia subpectinata
Lineage: Eukaryota; Metazoa; Arthropoda; Arachnida; Sarcoptiformes; Oppiidae
Source: the annotation of a GenBank genome assembly
AGAUUCAUAAACAUUACGGAAACGCAAGAGAUAUAGAAUGGGGUCUAAAAGGGGGCCAAAUAUUUAUGCUUCAGUCGAGACCCGUAACUAAUUUAGACAAUUCUUACACCGAUUACGAGAUUAUGCAUGAAUUGGAUUCUUCACAUCCAUCUGAGUUUGAGAUCUACUCGCGGGCCCAUUGGGGCGAAACAUUUCCCGGAGCCUCGUCCUGGAUCUGUAUGCAGUGGUUUUGGGCCAAUAAACCUUAUUUCUUCCGUCAGGAUAUACUAAACGGUACGGCAACUGAUGAGGAUUACAAUCCGUUCACUGAAGUAAUGGGUAUUCAAUACAAUCAAGUGAUGUUUGAUCUACAGGGUGGUAUAUUUAAAAUGUUUGCGGGUUAUCCGGACUCAAAACGUGCAGUGACUGCGGUAUUAGCAAAGUUUGGACAUCACAUCGACGACAAGGAUGUCCUCCAAUUGUUUCGGAGGCAGGGAUUGGAAGCCAAAAAGCCAUCGUUUAUGGGAUACGUCCGGUUGUUUCGCUUUGUAAUACAUUCCCUACUCUUUGGAUCGAAAAACUUGAUUAAAACAAAAGAGGAGAUAAUCGAGAAGAAUGGAUACGAUUUGGUCGACAUUUUGAAACAAAAAUCUAAAAAUAAUAAUAACGACGUUGAGAAUGAUUAUAAUCUAAUGGUAUCGUCGGCUACGGAUGUAAUCAGCGCUGAAGUGCCAAAAAUAUUGGCUGAAAUCGCAAAGUCUAUUAAAGAUAAACAAUGGUUCAGUCAAUUGAGUGAUGAGGAGGCGCAUCAAGUGUUGACCACUGGAAGCGAUGAGUCCUCACAAAAGUUUAGAUACUUUAUUGAAAGACACGGACACAGAGGGUAUCGGGAAUUGGAUCCCAUGUAUAAGCCAUGGAAAGGCAAUCCAAUGCCUUGUUUUAGAUAUUUGGCUCAACACAUGACUAACGAAGGACUCAUACCAUCGGUGGACACAUUCUUCUACUUGACUAUCACUGAAGUGGAAGCGCUAUGUAAUGGACAAAGGGAUCCAUUGAUAUUCUCGAGAGUAAGACAACGGCGAAGACUUUACCCUCGAAUGGAUAAAUACAAGUUCGAAGAGUUUAUUAAAGGACCCGAAAUGAAACCCAGAAAUUUUGAGGACCGGAUUAUACCUCCAGUCCUGACCUCAGGUAUGGUUCAAAUGACGGGAACACCAGUUAGUAAUGGAUCCGUAAAAGCGAGGGUUUGUGUGUCUGAAGACAUUACAGAAGCUGACAAUAUUCAGCCGGGAGAUAUUCUGAUCACGUACUCGACGGACAUCGGUUGGAGUCCAUACUUCCCAUUACUUUCGGGUAUAAUCACAGAAAUCGGUGGAACGAUAUCUCACGGGGCAGUCAUUGCCCGCGAAUACGGGAUCCCGAGUCUGAUAGCAGUGGAGGGCGCGUGUCGUGCCUUCAGGACCGGCGAUAUCUGUCUAUUGGACACACAGUCGCAGACCAUCACUAAAGUUGAUUGAAUUUAUUAUAGGAUU